UCGAACCCGGUUGGGGCAUGGAGCACGUGGCCACGUGGAUGAUACGCGUGGGGGUUUGGUAACUUUAAAGAGUUUAUCUAUAAUAGAGUUUUAUACAUUUGUUGUUGUUGUUUGUGUUAGAUCGCGUAAAUAUAAGUACGUCGUUAAACCCGCCACGUCGACAGAACGUGCCCAAUUCGUGACUGGUACAGCGUGAUCACCGGUGCGCUUAGGAGAGUAUAUCCGCGGCAUUUACAAUCUUAACGAGUUUAAAGUGUUUAUUCUCUUGUGCGAUGUAAAAGGCACGGUAGCGUUGGUAUUUAGGUCACGUUGGUGAUGCAGAGGGAAGGAAAAUAGGGAAACGCCCGCCUAGUGCUGCGUGAGAAUCACCGUCAAGCCCCGCCACCAUGACUGCGGUGGAGACGCGGUUGUGUGAGCUGCUGCUGCGCGAGCACUUUGGGGAGCUGGUAUCACGGGCCGGCACGCACCUGGUGCACACGGGACCGCAGCCGCUGCGCCUUGUUGCCCUUGGCACCGGCCUCAACCUGGACCAGGUGAAGAAGGCGCUGUGCGUGUUGCUGCAGCACGGGAUGGCGUCCUUCAAGACGGGGAAGCGUGGCGCGAGCGGUCCCACCUGGGUGGAGUACACAGCGGAUUACGCUGCGAUGCUACGCAUGCUGCGCUACACGCGCUACGUGUACUGCGCCAAGACACUGUACGGCGACGCGGGUGAACUGCUGAUCGAAGAGACACUGCAGCAUGGGCAGCUCACAAUGAGCGCCGCCGUGCGCCGCGUUGCCGACCGCAUGGCCAGCACCGCUGACGAAGGCAAGACGGUGGAGUACAGCGACGUAGCUGCGGCGUUCACAAACCUGGUGAACACACACUUCCUGCAGCGGUGGCUGUCGGGGAAGGAGGAGGGGGAGGGUGCCCGUCCAGAGGCUGCCCCCACGCUGGUCUCCAACGAGACGGACAUGUACACUGUGCCCAAGAUUCCCCUAAUCGGGCAUGGGAAACGGCGCCUCUCUGCUGACAGUGACGAUUUGGAUGCACACCCGGCGAAAAAGAGGAAAGUCGAGGAGCCACUUCCUGAUGAUGGAAUCUACUGGAGGGUCAACUUUGAACGUUUCCACCAGCAUUUCCACAACCAGGCCAUCGUCAGUGCCGUGGCCAGCAAAUUAGACAAGACAGCAGGCGAGAUCGUGAGAACCAUGCUGCGGAUGAGUGAGUUGACGACGCCACCCAACACGGCCUUCACCCAGCUGCUCGCGUCCACCGAGAUUUUCCGGUCCCUCCCACCGGAGUAUGGCAUGACGAAGCCAGUGUUGGACCAGUAUCUGAGUCUGCUGGCAGAUGAUCCGAUGGAGUUUGUGACCAAGUCUGGCGAGAGUGGAGGUGGAACAUUCAUUGUUAAUUUGCUAAAAUCUCUGAAAACCAUGGCCCGAUGUACGUUGGAAUCCAUCGUGCAAGAAAGGUUUGGUUCCCGGGCAGCUCGCAUCUUCCGUCUGCUCCUGCAAAAGCGGCAUCUGGAACAGAAGCAAGUGGAAGACUUCGCCAUGAUUCCGGCCAAAGAGGCCAAGGAGAUGCUGUACACGAUGGUCUCGCAGAACUUUGUCACUCUGCAGGAGAUCCCUAAGGCGGCGGACUACGCGCCCGCGCGCACGUUCUACUUGUACACGGUGAACGUGGAACAGACGGCGCGGUUCAUCUUGCAGAGGUGCUACAAGACUGUGACGAAUCUUAUCGCAAGACGGCACCAUGAAACUAAAGAGAACAAACGCCUCUUGGAGAAGGCCCAGCGCAUCGAGGCGAUCCUAGCAUCGGUGCAGGCGUCUGGUGCCGACGAGGCCCAGCUUCAGGAGAUCGAGGAGAUGAUCACAGCCACCGAGCGCCAGCAGCUGGAAAAUCUCAAGCGCACCGUCAACAAGCUCGACAAGAGUGAGAUGCAGGUGGACGAGACCGUCUUCCUGCUGGAGACAUUCCUGCAGGCAUCACGGCCGCAGUGACCGCUACGUACUCCAGGGACCCGUGCUGUUUCAAGCCCCCGCGUCGACUCCUGCAAGUUGAGAAGUGGAGAAUUCUGUCAACACGUGUUGUAACGUUUCCGAAGGCCAACAGAAUCUCGGUCAACACCCAAAUACAUCUUGCCGCACGUUGCACCUGCUCAAUAAUAUCUGUUGAAAAAAAAAUACACAAAAGGUAGUAUUCUGAAGUUUGCAACGCUUCCGCUGAGAGAGACUUAAUUCAGGCAAACCCAGCUGACUGAUGGUUUGUUUGAGUUUGGGAGUUUCUGUAAAAGUCUUACAAAAUUUUGAAAUUUACACUCCCGUGGGCUGAUAUUUGCCAGGAAGCAUGCACGGCCCCACGCCCUUCCUGCCGCGCUGCAAUAUUUGCUUUGGAGGACCCCGCUAAGGCCCGCGGUGGUGCUGCUAACGGCCCGCAUCCCGCUCGACAUCCCCUUGAGUGCCAUCUCAAAAAUAGGAAAGUGGCAAUAUUUGAUUGAAUUUUUUUAUUAAUGUAAAAGGUGGUGUUGGCAGGGGUGGAGGAACGCUUUGGCACUGUUUCCCGGCCAAACUCUUUUGUCUUUUGUUAAUGUUUUAGUCUUGAGACGUCACAUCGCAAAAUGUGGUCUCUCACAAGUCACGCUCGUUUGCCUUUCCCUUCUGUGUAUCUGCUCUAAAGAAAGGCCAUUGUCCACUCUGUUAGCUUGCCAUUUUCUCAGUUGAAAAAGCAUCUCUAACGAUAACUGCGGUGUAAUAUUUCAGGGCUGGUACUGUGUGACAGGUGUCGGUUGCGUUCACGGCCAUGGCAGCAUUUGUGAAAAUCGUACAACCGAACAAAGCUUAGCCCUGAAUUGUUUUUUUUUGGUUCACAUUCACUCGGCAUGUGCUUCUCCGUCCGAAAGCGGACGUCUACAAUUGGAAUUUACGCAGCGUAAAAAAUAAUGUUGGCCAGUGGUCGAAACAAAUAACAGUGUGGCAGCCAAAGGAGUGAACACAUACUGCACACCACAGAAGUGGAGCAAUGAAUGGCUCCAUACUCUUAGGUUUUUUCGGUAAAGUCACGUCGGUAAAAAAUAAAAUUAAAGGUUAAUAAAAGUAAUAAUGGAAAUAAAAUAAAAUAAUAAAUCACGACGUUUCAGAGGCAACACAAGUCUCCGUCAUCAGGUGGGACGGUCACAGCUAAAAUUACUGCAUCAAGUAUUUUAUUUCCAUUAUUACUUUUAUUAACUUUUAAAAUAAUUUUUUACCUACGUGACUUUACCGAAAGAACCUAAGAGUAUGAAUCUUUGCAGUCACGAAAGCUUCAAAUCUAGAAUGAAUGACUCGUGUGCAGGCUCGAUGGACUGUUGCAUCGUGAGACCAUGAGAGAUGGUAGUGGUAGCUUCGGGAUUCCUUAAUACAGCAGUGGACGGGUCGCGGCUGCUUGCCGGUGAUUGGUGUAUAUCAUGUAGCUCUCAACAUUUCAGGUUGAACUUUGCUGAUAAUUUAAUGGUACACUGGAACAUAAACUUUCCUGCCCCAGGGUGAAAGAAAAAAAACCCAAAAUGUUUCCUGUUACUUUUUGCGAAUAAAACUGAAAAUACGUUAA
Molecule: messenger RNA, 3570 nt
Organism: Lethenteron reissneri (Far Eastern brook lamprey)
Lineage: Eukaryota; Metazoa; Chordata; Hyperoartia; Petromyzontiformes; Petromyzontidae
Gene: POLR3C
Product: RNA polymerase III subunit C
Biological process (GO): DNA-templated transcription
Cellular component (GO): RNA polymerase III complex
Molecular function (GO): single-stranded DNA binding
Source: RefSeq, a predicted model, not a curated record